AUUCGUGUGAGGGGAACUCAUCCGACCGUGAGAAUUGUUUCCUUCGCAGGUUUCAGUGGAUGGGAGGACACUCGAGGAACAACUCACUCAUUCUCCCUCCUAAUGAUUUCGGGGUUUGCAGUACGGGUAUGGUAUCCUGGCUGCAUGUCUCGACUUCACGAUAUGUGACAGGAUUGCGAACCCCCACGGCUUUUUUUUUUUUUUUUUUUUUCCCUUCCCUUCUGAAUAUUACCACAUGAUCUCCACUUGCUAGGGGGUGCGUUUGGACUAACUUAACUGCCGCGGUUCAUUGGUAUCGUCAUCCCGGGUGUCAAUUGCUUCCACUUUAUCGCGAAAUAGAUUGAAAACCGAAUAAUAAUAAUUAUCAUAUCCGCCGUACGGUACCAGCAUUGCAUUUAGGGAGGGGUUUAACCCUCUUAGCCGACGGUAGUCUCAAUCGUAAGCCUUCCUCCCCUUGCCCCCCCCCCUUCCACGUCUGAAAUCACAAUCAUGCCUGAGGCUGGUAAGGCACAGCAGCGGUUCUAAGCUAAUUGGUAAUGGUGGGUAAAGUAGCUGGUAUCAUAGCCUACCUACAAGUACCUUCCUGGCGAAAGGUCUCCGCCUACACAUCCUGGCCCGAUCGGUGUGUUAAUUGGGUGGGAGGGCUUCACGCAACCCUGCAUUGGCGCAAUGUAGCGACCAGGAAUGCUCGGGUAAACUCUCGGGAGAGAAUCAUUGUUGACGUCUUGGAUGCCUUUCUGGAAGGAAGCUCCGCGGGUGGACAAGGAGGGAAGGGUGACCCUCAAGUUCUACCGGCGCUAGGAGGCAGCCUGCCCACUUGAGAUUGGCUACUGCACCGGUGCUCGAGUGCAUACGAAUUACCUGAGUACAGCUCGCGAGUGAUC
Molecule: messenger RNA, 884 nt
Organism: Tuber melanosporum (Perigord truffle)
Lineage: Eukaryota; Fungi; Ascomycota; Pezizomycetes; Pezizales; Tuberaceae
Exons: 1
Coding region: 537-821 (94 amino acids)
Source: RefSeq, a predicted model, not a curated record